UUUAUUAUCCUUUUCACCAUCUGUAGGACUCAAAGUUGGAUGUAACUAUUGGCCCAUAUGAAACCUAUGAGGAUUCAAUUUUUGGAUAUAAGGCUACCUUUGAGGCAUUUAUCGGUGUCCGAGAUGACAAAGCAACAGCUCAAGUAAAGCUGUUUGGUGACCAUUUGCAGGUUUUGGAAAAGAAUCUUCCAAUGGAUAAUGUUUAUAAGUCGAAAGAUGUGACAUGUGCUCCUAUUCGGGUAAUCCAGCUUCUCUACAAUUCAGGGGAUGUAAAGGGCCCACAAACAGUUGCGUUCAAUCUUCCAAAUGAUGAAAGGAUUGUGAAAGAUAGAGGAACAUCAAUGGUCCUGCUUAAGAAUGUUUCAGAGGCAAAGUUUAAGCUCAUCCUCCAGCCUAUAGCUGAUGCAUGUGUCAGCAAGGAACUUAGGGAGCUUGUGGACUUUGAAUCUUUCUUUACUCACACAAUAUGCCACGAGUGCUGCCAUGGCAUUGGGCCCCAUACCAUCAAACGCCCAAAUGGGAAGACCUCCACAGUGCGAUUGGAGCUGCAAGAGCUGCAUUCAUCAAUGGAAGAAGCUAAAGCUGAUAUUGUGGGACUUUGGUCCCUAAAGUUCCUAAUUGAUGAGGGUUUGCUUCCAAAGAGCCUAGUGAGAUCAAUGUAUGUCUCAUUUCUUGCUGGAUGCUUCCGUUCAGUUCGCUUUGGGUUAGAGGAAGCUCAUGGAAAAGGACAAGCGCUUCAGUUCAACUAUAUGUUUGAGAAAGGUGCGUUUGUUUUACAACCUGAUGGGGCUACCUUCUCCGUUGACUUUGAUAAGGUUGAGAGUGCUGUUGAAAGCCUGAGUAGGGAAAUCCUUACAAUACAAGCAAGAGGUGAUAAAGACGGUGCAAGAAUGCUACUUCAGAAAUAUGGAGUUAUGACUCCACCCUUGCAAAGUGCUCUUGAUAAACUUGAAAUGAUUCAGGUUCCCGUGGACAUAGUUCCUGAAUUUCCCAUUGCUGACCAAAUAUUAUGUGAUUGCCAUUGAGCACUUGAAGACUUGAAAAAGAAAUGAAGCAGCCCUUGUAUUAGGACACUUGUUGUGACUAGUGAAGAGAUAUAACCUUUUAACUAUUUGCCUUUAUCUUUUGCAAUAAAAACAAAAGAUACUAAAAAACUUUGAAUAGACCAUUUUACUAUUUCAAAUCCAUUAAUGAGUAUCAUAUAAACAUACUAACUUUGGAAACACUAUUAAUAUGUCAUCUUGAC
Molecule: messenger RNA, 1246 nt
Organism: Cuscuta europaea
Lineage: Eukaryota; Viridiplantae; Streptophyta; Magnoliopsida; Solanales; Convolvulaceae
Source: the annotation of a GenBank genome assembly